Molecule: messenger RNA, 684 nt
Organism: Monoraphidium neglectum
Lineage: Eukaryota; Viridiplantae; Chlorophyta; Chlorophyceae; Sphaeropleales; Selenastraceae
Exons: 2
Coding region: 1-684 (227 amino acids)
Source: RefSeq, a predicted model, not a curated record
AUGCAAGCUGGUCUGCAUAUGGCCGCUGUGCGCGAUGCCGCCACCGGCGAGACAACGUCGGCGGCCACGGCUGCCGGCGCUCGCCGUGGCGCCGAGCUUGCCGGUGACUUCUUCGACGGGGACAAGUCUGGCGGCCGCUUCGCGCUGCCGGCCACCGACCCUGCGGCGCGGAGCGCGGUACUGGCCGCCGUGGACACACGCCUCCCGCCCGAGGACGCCGCGGCGGCCGAGGGCGCCACACCGGACGGCCGCCUCACGGAGGACGAGGUUGGCGCCGCCCUCCGCACGAUGCCCACCGACACCUCCCCGGGACUCGACGGCCUUCCCUACGAGUUCUACACAACCUUCUGGUCAGAUGUGGCCGGCCCUCUCGUGGCCGCCGAAAACGAGGCCUUCCUCUCACCCUCGGCGACACCCUGCAUGGACGGCGAGUUCACUACGGGUGUGAUCACCCUCAUCUUCAAGAGCACGCCUAAAAAGCCCAUGCCGCCCGACCUGGUCGACAGUUACAGGCCCAUCACGUUGCUCAACACUGACUACAAAAUCAUCGCCAAGGCCAUCACGCGGAGGGUUGCACCGGCCCUCGGCCUGGUUGUCGACGCGACCCGGACGGCGUUUGUCCCCGGACGCUGGAUUGGUGACAACAUCCUCCGCGUGCUAUGCCCCGCGGGGCAGCGCUCAUGA